Molecule: messenger RNA, 548 nt
Organism: Purpureocillium takamizusanense
Lineage: Eukaryota; Fungi; Ascomycota; Sordariomycetes; Hypocreales; Ophiocordycipitaceae
Gene: VMA21
Product: vacuolar ATPase assembly integral membrane protein vma21
Exons: 3
Coding region: 156-479 (107 amino acids)
Biological process (GO): vacuolar proton-transporting V-type ATPase complex assembly
Cellular component (GO): endoplasmic reticulum membrane
Source: RefSeq, a predicted model, not a curated record
CAUCAAGCCUCACUUCCUUCGCAACCUCAGCCCAUGGCAGCUUCGACGAACCUGCCCGCCAUCGCCUCUCCACCACCGUCCUCAACGCUGCAUCCGCUUCUACCCACCCAGUCACUCACCCAUCUCUCCUCGUUUCUACCUGUCCCAGUCUCAUCAUGGCGACGCGCCGCAUUGUCAGCUCCGAAAAGACCAUCCUCGAGAAGGAUGACCAUGGGGAGGAAAAGUCCAACAUCAGCCCCGUUGUGCCAACUCAUGUCAUACUGAAGCUCCUUGGCUUCACUCUCGCCAUGAUUGUCGUCCCCAUCGGCUCGUAUUUCCUCACUGUCGAUACCGUCUUCAAGGGCAACUCAUCAUAUGCCGGUGGCCUGGCCGCGUUGCUGGCUAAUGCUGUGCUGGUUGCCUACGUCGUCGUGGCCAUGAAGGAGGAUCAGUCCGAACUGAACGCUGCCUCCCGACAAGAGACCAAGAAGGAUCGUUGAUCCCAAGCGUAAUGUGUACUGUUGUCUUUCGCUGUAAACAAAACAUGCCAUUCGUCGCAAAUAUAUCAC